ACUGACCUUUCUCUCGGUCUCUGGGAGUGCCUAUGCUGUGAACCAGUACACUGUGGCCAGGUGACUCCUCUGACUCAGGACCUGCUGGCAAAGCUUUCCCAGGAGGCCAAACAACUGAAGGCUCACCUAGAGAAGGAACUGAGCACUGGAAGCGACCAGAACCCGGAGGAGUUCCAGAAUAUCAUGAUUUCCCUGACCCAGAGCUCCAAGACUAAGCUGACUCAGAGAACACAGGAGCUCCAGCAGAAUCUAGCCCCAUAUGGAGAGGACCUGACUACCCAACUGUCACCAAGAAGUGCCAGUAAUCAGACUGAUUUGACUUGUUCUACUAGAACUGCGUACUGAUUAAUAAUUUUCCAUCAAAGUCCAAAAGGGGCAAUAUGUACAGUAUACUGACAGAGUAUUGUUUGUCUCAUACAUAAACAAACACACAUCUCUGUUUCAACAGUUAAAUACUAAGCCUAAUGCAAUAACAAUCAACUUAAAAAUAGUAUCAUAUGUUGUAUCAAAUUUAACCCUGAACAAAAAAAAUGAACACAACAAUUUAAGAUUUUAUUGAGUUAAAGUUCAUAUAAGGAAAUCAGUCAAUAGAAAUAAAUUCAUGAGGCUGUAAUCUAUAGAUUUCACAUGACUGGGAACACAUGAAUCUGUUAGUCACAGAUACCUUAAAUCAAAAAGUAGGGGCGUGGGUCAGAAAUCCAGUCAGUAUCUGAUGUGACCAUUUGCCUGUGGAAUGAAGUCCCACUUCUUUUUAAUCACUUUGCGAAUUUGUUGGAUAGUGGCGGGAACUGUAACACGCUGUCGUACACCUUGAUCCAGAGCAUCCCAAACAUGCUCAAUGGGUGAUAUGUCUGGUGGGUAUGCAGGCCAUGGAAGAACUGGGACAUUUUCAGCUUCCAGGAAAUGUGUACAGAUCCUUGAGACAUGGGGCCAUGCAUAAUCACGCGGAAGAUAAAUGGCCCGACAAUGGGCCUCAGGAUCUCGUCACGGUAUCUCUGUGCAUUCAAAUUGUCAGCGAUAAAAUGCUAUCAUGUUCGUUGUCCGUAGCUUAUGCCUGCCCCACCGCCAUCCCAGGGCACUCUGCUCAUAAUAUUGUCAUCAGCAAACCGCUCAACCACAUACAUGUGGUCUGCAGUCGUGAAAGCGGUUGGACGUACAGAAAAAUGAUCUAAAACGACAUUGAGGCAGCUUAUGGUAGUGAUUAACAGGAAAUGCUCUAGUGGACAUUCCUGCCGUCAGCAUGCCUACUCAAAACUUGAGACAUCUGUGGCAUUAUGUUGUGACAAAACUGCACAUUUUAGAGUGG
This is a messenger RNA of Oncorhynchus gorbuscha (pink salmon), 1306 nucleotides long. It is a transcript of the gene apoa4a, whose product is annotated as apolipoprotein A-IV a. The record is from RefSeq and is a predicted model, not a curated record. The annotation marks the transcript as partial. The transcript is spliced from 2 exons. Lineage: Eukaryota; Metazoa; Chordata; Actinopteri; Salmoniformes; Salmonidae.